Molecule: messenger RNA, 348 nt
Organism: Fusarium poae
Lineage: Eukaryota; Fungi; Ascomycota; Sordariomycetes; Hypocreales; Nectriaceae
Exons: 2
Coding region: 1-348 (115 amino acids)
Source: RefSeq, a predicted model, not a curated record
AUGUCUAAACUCGUCGACGAUGUCAAGUCUGGCCUCAAAGGCAUUCGUGGAGCUGGCGACGCCCUCCGAGGCGAAGUCCUCAACGCCACUGACCAAGCCUUUGACACGGAUCCCAACCACCCCAAGACACUCAACAAAGAGGCCGAUAGCAAGGUUAUCGCCGAAAAGGGAAAGCAAGAUAUGAGAGGCGCUGAUAACAUGAUUGCGCGUCGUGAGUGGGAGCACAAGGGCGUCGAACCUCCCGCCCAUGUUGGGCACAGAGAGCAUGAGAGGCCGAAUGAUGGUCUUAACAGAGAACCUGUAAGGGAAGCUGGGGCGCAUGUUCCUGGUGAGCAAAGGUUGGCGUGA